AUUUUAUAAUCAACCACCACUCUAUUCAUGCCGUUUUGACCUUAUCGUUCCAACUUGUAUUGUCCAUAUUUGUUCCGGCGUCUAUUAUAUCAGUUGAGAAACGUAUAUUAUAACUUGGUUAGUAUUUUUAAGUAAAAAUACUGAAAUUGUGUCUCAAAUUGUAAUAUCAUUGAACUGGGCGAUAAUACCAGAUCUUUGACGUAUUUUUCGAUCUUCAUGAGGAAUCUUACUUGUCUAUUGAGAAAAACAAUGAAUAAUCCAUAUUUGGUGAAAGAAUUUAGGAGACAGUUUCUUAAUCGUAAUGGAUAUACCAGAACUUUUGGGUCCGCUCCAGGAAAGCCUGAGAAAGAUGAGUUAAAAGAUAACCCAUUUUUUUCGAAAUACGCCGAAAAAUUAUAUUCAUUAAAGCAAACCGAUCCUGAGGCAUAUGCGGCUAAACUAGAAGCUCUUAGUCAACAAAGUAUCAGCACUCCUCCAUCAAAGGAAGCAGUAGCUGAGCGAAGUGAAGAGAAAGGUGCAUCCGCUAUAAAACAAACACCUCAGAGCCUUGAUAAAAUUAUGAAAGUUAAAUUACUUAGGGAGAGGAAUAAAAAAGAAAUAGAGGAAAUUUGGUGUGAAUAUCAUAAAAAAAACGACUGUGUCUUCGCCUGCAUGUCUGCAAAAGAAUACGAAGAUCAAAAAGCGAAAACCCAACGUUUUCCUUUAUUUGUAUAUCCACUGCCACGAAAACAAGGAGUUGAAUUUUUUCUUGCCCAAUGGCAAGAUAAUCAAUGUUUUAUGACUCCUUUGUCGUUUUAUCAGCAACAUCAAGAGAAUGCUCCAUUUGUGCUUACUCUGACGUACUACAAUGAACUAAGUUCCGAAAAAGAUAUAGUAUUAAUGAAUUCACAAAUCGAUUUUAAUAACCUGGAUGUCACCGAAGCUCGUUUAUUAACACUUCAAGUGAAAUUAUAUUACUGUAUAAAUGAUGCUAAGAAGUUAAGUUUAUUGACAACCUUCAACGAAAAUCCCGAUAAAUUCCGAUACGAAGAUUUAAUAGAAGAACUAGAAACCCUUAAUAUGCCUAAUGUUUCCAAAUAA
Dimorphilus gyrociliatus is the source of this 1080-nucleotide messenger RNA. Lineage: Eukaryota; Metazoa; Annelida; Polychaeta; Dinophilidae. The record is from the annotation of a GenBank genome assembly.